Messenger RNA from Prorocentrum cordatum, 1331 nucleotides. Lineage: Eukaryota; Dinophyceae; Prorocentrales; Prorocentraceae. The record is from the annotation of a GenBank genome assembly.
AUGUGCAGCAGCGAGGACUUCGCCGCGGUGGCCGACGCUCGCUGCGAGGACGGGCGGAGGACCUUCUGGUUCCGGGCCAAGGCGCCGUGCGCGGGUGGCGACCCGGCGCCUGCGCCGUACACCGAGCCCUGCGGCAGGUUCGGGGUGCGGCUCCUCGUGGCAGUCGUCGGGGGGCCCACGGCCCUGGUGCUGCUCCUGGCCUGCGGCUACCUGGCGCGCGUGAGGAGGAGGUACGCCAAGUACAUGGCGCUGGAGGGGCCCGGCCAAGAGCCGGCCAGCGGUCUCCUUGGCAUCUCAGAGACGCUGGAAGCCAUCUUGAGCAUCCUCGAGGCGGAAGAGGCCGCCGUCGCUCCCGCUCCGAAGGGGGACGAGGCGAGCCCGCCCGCGGCUGCGGGAGAGCCAGAGGAGGGUGGCCCCCUGAGCUACAAGGUCUCGCAGGGCGUGCUGUUCAUCAAGCGCUCGAAGGACCGACCCCCGCAGCAGGAAGAUCGUGAGGGUGGCGCGGCCGCUGGGCGCCGUCGUGCACAGCACUGGCAGGACGUGGACCGGGCCGGGCGGCGGCCGCUGGGCGGAGGUGGACCUGGCGAGGCAGGGGGAGCGCGGCUGGGCGCUGCUAGAGGGCGCCGGCUUUGGGAUCGCGGGCCCGGCGUUGGUCGACGCCGCGCUGGAGCUCAUCACCCUGCAGGUCUACCUGCUGGGCAGCCCCGAGCAGCCCAGCGGCGUCGUGUACGAGGCCCUGGCGUCGCCGGAGGCCUCCGUGGCGCAGGUCAAGUCGGCGCUGUCCGUGGCAAGGGGGCUCCGGCCAGACUUCUGCUUCGUGUCCAAGGAGAGCUCCCCGCCUUCGCCCCCAACAAGUCGGGCCAGCGGCUGAGCGCCGACUACAUGCAGGAGGCGAAGGACCACCAGACGCUCUCCGCCAUGGGCUUCACCCCCACGAGGCUGGCCACCCUGCUGCUCGUCUACACGGGCGACCUGCCGGCGAGCCUGGCGUGCCGCCCCGCGCCGCUUCCGCGGCGAUAGGCGUGACGCCCCGCCGCGCCCUCGGGGGGAACAUCCGGCAGUGGCGAGGCGUCGCUGCUUGCCUAUAGGCCAGCCGUGGGAUUCGGCUUUUGAAUUGUUGGCUUAUGUUCUAACUCCGUGUUGGCCUUCGAACAUAGUUUGGUCCAGGGCAAUUUCGUGGUAGGCCUACAGGGAUGCCGGCAAGGUCGGUCCCUGCUCAAGAUAAGGGAGCCGUCUGGCGUGCCUGCGGCGCGCGUGCCCGCGCGGCUAAAGACUUUGCUUUCGCACGCGCAGGCCUGCAGAAGAGAAAUCGGCCUGGUUGUUUUGUGCCG